Pestalotiopsis fici W106-1 is the source of this 681-nucleotide messenger RNA. RefSeq lists its product as uncharacterized. Lineage: Eukaryota; Fungi; Ascomycota; Sordariomycetes; Amphisphaeriales; Sporocadaceae. The transcript has 2 exons. Gene Ontology annotation, molecular function: structural constituent of ribosome. The record is from RefSeq and is a predicted model, not a curated record. Gene Ontology annotation, cellular component: mitochondrial large ribosomal subunit; ribosome. Bases 1 to 681 code for a protein of 226 amino acids. Gene Ontology annotation, biological process: translation.
AUGCUCUUGCGACAGAGCCGCCAGCAAAGAGUGCUGUUCCAGCGCUCCAUGGCUACAGAAACCACUCCCACAUCCACAGACGCAGUUGCCGACUCGAUACCACCCGUUGGCAUGCCAAUUAGAAAACCACAGAAAUUCCACAUCAUCCCCUCCAACAACCCCGAGAAGCCCGUCCGGACAGGCUUCGCCGUCUAUGCUCCGCCGACCUCAAUUCGGGAAGCUCACCCCAGCGCCCUCUUGUCGUUCCAUGCACAGCAAAUACGGCGUCUUGACCGGACAGGUGCCCGCACCGCGCUGUUCAGCAAAAAGAACCCAGACUCGGCCAAGGUUGGCGACGUGCUGCAAGUAUCGACGACAAAAGGAGAGCCUUUUGCUGGUGUGUGCUUGUCAAUUCGCCGCUCUGGUGUUGACACGGCUAUCCUACUCCGCAACACGCUCUUCAAGACCGGAACCGAGAUGUGGUAUAAGAUCUACUCGCCUACCAUACAGGGUAUCGAGAUUGUCUGGAGGCGACCCAAGAGAGCCCGCCGCGCCAAGCUGACCUACAUGCGCCAGCCCAAGCACGACAUGGGUAACAUUGAGCACCUUGUCACUGCCUGGAAGAAGUCGAGGAACGUUUUUAGCAGUAGGAGCGGCCAGAAGGGUGGGCAGAAGAAGGGCCAGGGACGCGUCAAGAGGUAG